Messenger RNA from Ectocarpus sp. CCAP 1310/34, 1652 nucleotides. NCBI's taxonomy places the organism in Eukaryota, Phaeophyceae, Ectocarpales, Ectocarpaceae. The record is from the annotation of a GenBank genome assembly.
GUGGGCUCUUCCAAACCAGCGGCCCCCCAUCGCGCUAACAAGCAAGUUGCCCCACACGCAGCUCGCAGCUCAGUUCGCGCGAGUUCCGACAUAACAAUAGGGACAAACUAUGCGGGAGUAAGCUGGCGAGCGUCAAGCACCGGAUACGUGAUGUGAGACUGACGUAGUACGUGCCUUUUUGGCGUUGUUGACUCCGUUCCGUUGGCCUUUUCGUCCCCGAGAGACCAGAAAAUCACCCAUCUCCCAUAUCCUCCCGCAGCGCUUGCUGCCCACCCCUCCUCAUUCAAACUUCGCACGAACCCAACGCUGAGUUGGUCUUCAUCUCUCACAUGCCGCUCCCUUCAUCGCCAGUAUCUUCUUCUCAUCGCGGCGUCCAAGGCCGGGCUGCCGCUGCCCCUCGCCCGCCCCUUACUACCGUCGUCGACAACAACGAACGCGGGCGCUCUUCUCGUCGUACGUCGACCGCUCGCGGGCGUAAAGCCUCCUACUCCUCCCGCCAGGGAAAAGGGCCCAAGAGAACUUCUGUCUCAGCCUUGGAGGAGUCAGACCUGGAGGACUCCGCGUCGGAGUUCCACCCCUCCGACUGCCAGGCGGACACAGACAGCGACGAUGAGUGCACGCUGGACACCCACGACGACCCGCCGAGCCCCGAUCUCCUGGCUAAGCCCAAGCGGAGGAAGCCGGGCCCGCCGAUGCGCUUCGUCGACGACAGCCCUCGCCCGUUCACGGACAGCCCUCGCCCGGUUACCAAGGACAGCGCCGCGGGCGACGCCGAGGCCGCAUCUCGCACCAGCGGCAUGAUCGGCGGCGCUCGGCGCUCAUUCCACCCCGGGGUGGGUGGGUCUUCCUCUCGCGGCGGGGGCAGGGCUUCUCAUCACCGUCCUCGUCAAGCUGUUGCUCGUACACAGCAGUCAGCACCGAGUUCCGGUGCUUCCCGCCCGCCUUCCUCCGCGGCUUCGACGACUGCUCGCCCCGCGACGACGGUCCAGCGUCCCACCUCUGGCGACACGGACGGACCUGGACACCGUGGGGAAGGCGGCCCUUCUCGCCGUGCGUCCGACCCCGGCAAGUCCGCUGCCGCCGGGGGGCUGUCGUCCCAGGGACGCGGCAGCUUCACGUCUUCCCGAGGGCGUGCCGUCGGCUACGCCUACCGCGAGGGAGCGGCACCAGCCACGGCGGGGGGAACUGCUGUCUCAUCUUCGGCCCCGCCCAGCUUCACCCGGAUCGGGGGAGGGUCUUCACACACGCCGGCAGGAGGCGGCGGACGUGUGAGCUCAGUGGCCAUCACCUCGGACAUGAGCGGCGAAUCAGUGUACCAGGCACUGGUUGCUGUGGGCAUCUCGCUUUUGUCCAAGGCGGCCCUCCUCGGCAUUCUCAUGUCCGCCGUGGCACCCUCACACGAGGAGUCACGCCAGCAUGUGGUCAAGUCCAACACGCGCAAGCACGAAAGAGAGCCGGUGAAGGGGGAGCGUCCGUCCAAUGGGAUCGUCGCUGCCAUCUUCUGCGUGUACAGCUACGCCUUCGUCGGCGCCGCGAAGGUCCAAUUCUCUGGGGGGCAGAAAGGCGACGAGACAAACAACGUCUUCCUCGCGGCGGUGUCGCACGUGUGGGUAGCGGCCCGGCAAGGAGACCCCGACUGGCUCGGCCCGUAA